Naegleria gruberi is the source of this 1302-nucleotide messenger RNA. RefSeq lists its product as uncharacterized. The record is from RefSeq and is a predicted model, not a curated record. NCBI's taxonomy places the organism in Eukaryota, Heterolobosea, Eutetramitea, Acrasida, Naegleriidae. The coding region runs from base 1 to 1302 and encodes 433 amino acids. The transcript has a single exon.
AUGAAACCACUACUCUUGUUAAUUUUAUUUUUUACAAUAUUUUCCACAACAGGCGCAGCAAACUUUGUGAUAACUUCCCCACCUUCCUCUCGUCAAGUGUUGAAAUGGCCAUUUGCUGCCUGGUCAAUUUGGAAUUUACCUAUAGGAAAUAAUGCAAGUUAUGAAUUUGGAAAUAUUUACUUGCCCAACACUGCAACCAUAGAGGCAGAUCCUGAUAUUAUUGUAUUAAAUUCAUCAAAUCCGUUAACACCAAUCUAUUAUUCAUCAGCAGCUUGGACUGGGGCUUCACGUUGUCAGGCAUCAAGUUCAACAAUUAUCACAAAAGUUCCCUUCCCAAGUGAUUUUAUAGUUGCAUCAGAUGGAAGUAAUUAUUCUGGUGCUUUUUUAAUGCCAGAUAAUGUGACAAUCGUACAGACUCAACCAAUUUGUCAUUGUACUAAUAGCACACAAACUUCAAAUGUCACAACACUUACAAAAACUAUCAGUGUCAGUAUUUAUGGAGAUGGCGCUUAUGGAUCCCAUGGAGGUUCUGGAUUAUCAUCCAUUGGUGGUACACUUAGAUUGGGAGAAUUAAUUCCAGACUCCAAUGGAACUGUUCAUCCAGUACGUCAUGCUUUGAAAGGUAAUCUUUGGGCUGUUUACAAUUACUACAGAAAUGGAAGUGCUGUUUCGAGCUGUUUCAGGUGGCCAGCAACUGGUUGUGAUGGAUAUUUUGCUGAUGGUAAAUCAGAUCAAUAUGGAGGUACUAAUCCAUAUGUUCGUCCUGGUUCAUUGCUCGCUCUUAACACCAGUAUUAAUAUUAACAAUUUGGGAUUAAAAACAAUUCCAGGAUUGGCCAUAGCUUGGACAUUACAAAAUUAUGGAAUGUAUUUGGCAGAUGAUAGUUAUUGGAAUGCAGCUGCUUUAGAAACAGAGAUAUCUCCAGAGGGAAAUUAUGUAACACAAUUUAAAAAAGCAUGGAAUAUGGAUUUUACUUCAAGUACUAAUGCUUGGGCAGUUGACGUUCGUUCCUUAUUUAGAAUGUUAUCAGUUGUUAAUAGCUGGAAUAAGAAUAUGUGGUUGAAUGUAUCAUCUUCCAAUGGUACAUUGGGCGCUGGUGGAGGAUUUCCAUUACAGAGCUGGGCACCACCAUUUGCAAAUGAUUCUAAUAUUGCUACACCUGUUAGUAGCAGUUUCAUCCAUACGAGCUCUAAUUCUCCAAAGAAUUCAACCCUUGCAAACAAUCAAAGAAGUAUUAAUGCAUGUAAUUUAACAACAAUAAUAUUGGCUAUAGUUUUAAUUAUUUUGUGCAUUCAAUGGUAA